Molecule: messenger RNA, 837 nt
Organism: Acaulospora morrowiae
Lineage: Eukaryota; Fungi; Glomeromycota; Glomeromycetes; Diversisporales; Acaulosporaceae
Source: the annotation of a GenBank genome assembly
AUGUCCUCUAUCACGAUACCUUCUUCAAACUGGCAAAAGCUUAAAAAUAAAAUUGCACAGGAAGAUGCAAAAAAAGCGAAAGAUAAAAAGCGAAAACGCGUUGAGAUAACACAGAAGCCCGUCAAAAGUAUAAAAUCGAGUUAUCAGCAGACGGCAUCCAAUGGAACAAAUGGAAAGGAGAUAAAUAAAAAUUUGUUUAAAAAGGAUGAAAUUUGGUUUGAUGUUAAAGAAGAUGAUCUUGAUAGAGCAUAUGGUAAGGUGGAUUCGAAUUCUUCGAAUGGAUCGGUGAAUUCGGAGAGAUUAGCACAUGGCAACAAAGCAAAAAUUGGAAAAUACAUUGCGAUCGAUUGUGAGAUGGUUGGAGUGGGACCUGGCGGCGAAAGUUCAGCCCUUGCCAGAGUAACUGUGGUGAAUUAUCAUGGCGUAGUUAUACUGGAUAAAUACGUACGCCCAGUCGAACGCGUCACCGAUUUCAGGUCCGAAAUCAGUGGAAUCACGCCAAAAUUACUUGCAAAAUCCCACGAAUUCAAGCAAGUUCAACGUGAGGUGGCGGACGUAAUAAAAGAUCGAAUAGUCAUAGGUCACGCUCUCCAUCACGACUUUAGGGUAUUGCUCCUGGAUCACCCUCGAAAAAUGAUGCGCGACACCUCUCUGUAUAAUCCAUUUCGCAAAUUAGCAAAAGGAAAAACUCCAUCCCUAAAACGAUUGGCAAAAGAGGAACUUGGAAUAACAAUUCAAGAAGGAUGUCACUCUUCGGUUGAAGACGCACAAGUUUGCAUGAUGUUGUAUCGAAAACACCGGAGUCAAUGGGAACAGUUAAAUCACACAAGGUCCUAA